Molecule: messenger RNA, 1198 nt
Organism: Prunus mume (Japanese apricot)
Lineage: Eukaryota; Viridiplantae; Streptophyta; Magnoliopsida; Rosales; Rosaceae
Product: DNA-directed RNA polymerases II and IV subunit 5A-like
Biological process (GO): tRNA transcription by RNA polymerase III; transcription by RNA polymerase II; transcription elongation by RNA polymerase I
Cellular component (GO): RNA polymerase I complex; RNA polymerase II, core complex; RNA polymerase III complex
Molecular function (GO): DNA binding
Source: RefSeq, a predicted model, not a curated record
GGGUCAGGCAGAGACAGAGUUUAAGGUGGAAGUGGAAGCCAUUGGUAAAGUAAAGCAUAAGAAUUUGGUGGGUCUAAUUGGCUAUUGUGCUGAAGCUGCUCAAAGAGGCUAGGUUUUCCACUGUAAUAGUUUUGGCGGCAGCAGAAGGAAGCAGAAAGAAGAAAGAACCCUAACUCACCUUCUUCUCGACUGCAUCUGCUGCACCAGGUCUCGGCGGUAACAGGCCCAGCCUCUUCUUCUCGACUGCCUCUGCUACACGAGUGACAAAGAUGGUUUACCCUGAAGAAGAAAUCACGAGGCUUUACAGAGUUCGAAAGACGGUGAUGCAAAUGCUGAAAGAUCGGAAUUACUUAGUUGGAGAUUUUGAGAUCAACAUGACAAGAGAACAGUUCAAGAGCAAAUAUGGCGAAAACAUGAAAAGGGAAGACCUUACUAUCAAUAAAACUAAGCGAAGUGAUAGCUCUGAUCAGAUUUAUGUCUUUUUUCCUGAAGAACCAAAGGUUGGGGUCAAGACAAUGAAGACUUAUACUAACCGCAUGAAAUCGGAGAAUGUGCUCAGAGCUGUCUUGGUUACUCAACAAAAUCUGACUCCCUUUGCAAAGACCUGUAUCAGUGAGAUAUCUUCAAAGUUCCACUUGGAGGUUUUUCAGGAGGCAGAAUUGUUGGUGAAUAUUAAAGAGCAUGUGCUAGUUCCUGAGCAUCUGGUGCUUACAACUGAGGAAAAGAAGACUUUACUGGAGAGGUAUACUGUGAAAGAAACACAGCUUCCUCGGAUUCAGGUGACCGAUCCAAUUGCAAAAUAUUAUGGGCUUAAGCGUGGACAAGUUGUGAAGAUAGUCCGACCAAGUGAGACUGCAGGACGAUAUAUCACCUACCGCUACGUUAUUUAAUUGUUUUUAUUGUUAGUGCAGCUUGAUUCUGAAAAGGAGCUCUAAAGGGAAGAGACUGCAAUUAGGAUUUUAGUCAACUUGAUGUUUUGAACUCAAUUUUGCGCAUUCCUCAGUAGUGCAUGUGAUGUUAGCUCGUGUGGAGCUGAUUUCCAGUUGUCUACAUACUGAUAUUGUUGUCACACCACCUCCCAUCUCAAAGUACACUUGCUAAUGUUGCCCUUUGAGACCUUACAUUGAUGUCUCAGGUAUAAAUGGACGUUUAUGUAAAAAUUUAAGAAUAUGGAUGAAUGAAGUAGGGUUUUGGCUUA